Messenger RNA from Coregonus sp. 'balchen', 513 nucleotides. The record is from the annotation of a GenBank genome assembly. Lineage: Eukaryota; Metazoa; Chordata; Actinopteri; Salmoniformes; Salmonidae.
AUGAGUAGACUUCUUCCACUCAAGACACAGAGGAUGACAACUUCAAAAAUGAUCAUCACACGCUGCCUGAUAUUUCCACUUCUCAGGGAGAUGGGUUGGUCCAACUUUUAUAUUUCUGUGCUUAUAGGGGACACAUCCUAAAUUUGAAGACACCCAGGAACUUUAUUGAUGCAAUUCAUAUUUGUCUUUAUGUGUAUUCUAGCUGCGGUACAAUCCUCAGCCAUGCGCCUUGUGUCAACCAACAUAGGAGACAAAUUGACUUUGCACUGCUUCCAUGAAGGCAACUUGGCACUGCAAUUCUUUUGGUUCAAGCAAACCUUGGGUGACAAUCCUCAGCUCAUGACAACUUUUUACAAGUAUGACAAUAAUUCUACAUUCCACAAUGAAUUUAAAGGCAAAGGAAUAAAUCACAUAAGAAUCUCAGAAAUGCAGCUCUCAGAUUCAGCAACAUAUUACUGUGGGAGUUCUAUUUCCAACAAGGUGGAAUUUGGAGAAGGAGCCAUUCUCAUCUGA